CGGGCUCGAUAUCUUGCUAUCGACCUGUUUCCGGUUGAAAAACCAUUUUCAACAAAAUAAAACAAUGAUUAAACUAUUUUCUCUGAAACAACAGAAAAAAGAUGGAAUCGAUUCCCCGGACAGAGGAUCACAGAAAAAAGCUUCAGCAGCACAACUACGUAUACAGAAAGAUAUAAAUGAAUUGAAUUUGCCAAAGACUUGUCAAGUUGACUUCCCAGACACCGAUGAUCUACUCAACUUCAAACUCAUAAUUUCACCAGAUGAAGGAUUCUACAGAAAUGGUCGGUUUGUGUUCAGCUUUAAGGUUUUGCAAGGAUAUCCCCACGACCCUCCCAAAGUCAAAUGUGAAACAAUGGUUUAUCACCCAAACAUUGAUCUAGAAGGAAAUGUUUGUCUCAAUAUAUUAAGAGAGGACUGGAAGCCAGUUUUAACGAUAAAUUCUAUUGUUUAUGGGUUGCAGUAUUUAUUUUUGGAGCCUAAUCCUGAGGAUCCCCUGAACAAAGAAGCUGCCGAGGUCCUGCAGAGUAACCGACGGUUAUUUGAACAGAAUGUCACCAAGUCCAUGAGGGGCGGUUACAUUGGAUCCUUGUACUUCGACCGCUGCCUAAAAUGAUGAUGACUUGGACUUAAUUAUGGAGGAAUAUUGUGAUCUUUCUGUUUGCUUUGUUAAUAAUUAUGAAAUGUGUCUAGAAGAAGUCCUUUGUUUGAAUGGGACAUCGAAAUGUGUCCACGGCUGAUCAAUGAGCAUCACUGGUUGCAGACAAGCAGGACAAAUCUGUUGUCUCUCGGUCAGGAGAAUUCUGAUAAUGCUAAAUGUCUUUUGUAAUUCUUUUAUAUAUAGUUAUUUUUUGCAGUGCCAUGUUCUUAGCAUUUUGAAAUGAUAGGUUUUCAGAUUUCAUAAAGUAUUGGUAGUUUAAGCCGCGUAAAAGCUAUUACAGUUUGAUUUCAAUGACAAGUCACUGUCAAGUUAAGUGUAUUCUGCAUCUCCAUACUCCCUACUUGUUUUAUUGAGUGUAUUAAACCAAAUGUUGCAUUUUAAAAACAAUGUAUCCAUAAUUUAUUUAACUGUUGAUUAUUGGGAUCAUGUAACGCUGAAUAGUUUGGUUUUUUUUUUUUUUUUUACACAAACUCCAUUUGAUAUAGCAGGUGCCCUGUUCAGUUCCUGCACAUUGUAAAACUAGAAAGAAGGAGUAUUUAUUCCUGCUAAGUUCUGGAGUUAAGUGCAAAUAUGUUGUAGUCUUGUCACAUUAUCUGUUUUACCUGUGUUGUUAGAUUGUACAGAAGUACAUGUAAAGCCAUCGCAAGGAGACUUCAACCCGAGCACCGGGGUAUGUGUUGCUUAUCAAGAAGAUUCAAUGAUUGGGAAUAUUAUUUCUUUUAACAGUAUAUAAAAUUAUGGCAAACUUCAUAGUACAAAUUCUGUUUGAAAUUGUUUUUAUGUAACAAAGUUUUAAAAUGUUAAUUUCUAUAUUGUACUGCUUUUAAAAAUGUUAGUUUCCAUGUUGCACAGCCUAUAGUUUUCAUACACAUGAUCCACAUAUAUGUAUAUCCUAAAUACAACUAUUCAUGAAAUACUUUCUCUUGAUUUACAACACUAUUUAGACCAGAAUGGUUAGACAGAGGAACAAGAAUAUGUACAUUGUAUGAAGUAAGAUAUGACCUCUACUGACCUUGAACAUUUAUCAAAACAUAGUUUUACUUUGCCUCGAGUACAUGACUGAAAACAAUAAAGGAUGAUUAAUGCCC
This is a messenger RNA of Ostrea edulis (European flat oyster), 1746 nucleotides long. RefSeq names its product NEDD8-conjugating enzyme Ubc12. Lineage: Eukaryota; Metazoa; Mollusca; Bivalvia; Ostreida; Ostreidae. The record is from RefSeq and is a predicted model, not a curated record. The coding region runs from base 65 to 613 and encodes 182 amino acids. The transcript is spliced from 5 exons.